AUAUAUAUAUAUAUAUAUAUAUAAAAUGGUAGCAUUGUUUAAUUUACAGGAAUACAGCACCUUGAAACAACCAUUUAUUUUAUCAUAAAAAACAGUACAUUAUAUUCUAAAAAACAAACAGCGGUACUGUUUUUCCAUUUUGUAGUACUGCUGUAAUACAUCGUAAACACAAGCACCGUUUAUUACCGUAAAAAAACAACUGGUACCAUUUUUUUAAUUUACAGUAAUACACUGGAAAAACAACUGCAGAUUUCUAAAAAAAAACAAAAAAAAAACAGUUGUACCGUGUUUCCAUUUACAGUAAUACACCAUGAAAAAGUAACCAUACGUUUUAUCCCCCCCCCCCAAAAAAAAACAACAACACUAGUACAGUUUUUACAUUUACAGUAAAACACUGUAAAAAAAAUUAAAAAAAAUGAUGGUACCGUUUUCCAUUUACAGGAAUAUACCAUUGAUAAAAACAUAAGUUAAUGUAAACAGUGGUACCAUUUUUACAUUUACAGUACAGUAAUACAUCUUAACAACAACCAUAGAUUUUACCGUAAAAAAACAGUGGUGUUAUGUUUUCAUUUACAGUAAAACAAACACAAGAACUGUAAAUUUUACCUUUAAAAAAAAAAAAAAAAAAAAAAAAAAACUGGUACCAUUUUUUACAUUUAUUUGCAAUGAUACACCGUAAAAAAACAACUAUAGAUUUUACCGACAGAACCUGAUACUGUUUUUCCAUUUACUGUAAUAAGCUUGUGAAAACCAUUUCAGUAUACCUAAAAAAGUAAAUGCAUCAUGACAUCUUUCUACAUUUAUAUUCAUGCAUUAUUCAUGUCAACAAAUAUCCCUCUAAGGGCAGCCAUGACUGACAAUAAGUUUGACACCCCUGCUAGAGGGUCUUGAACCCCUUGUUGAAGACCUCUGCUCCAACUUAUUUUGUAGUCUAUUACAUUGUAACUAACUGUUAGCGAAUGGACGUCAUUAAAACCCCAACGUGCUCCCUCAUAAACCUGAUGAAUAUUGGAUAUGUAACGCAUGCACUUAAUUUCAGUCUGCACAUGGGUACGUACAAGAUAAUAACAAGUAACAGUACUGGUGAAUACAGUAAAGCACAGGUGUCAAACUUUAGGCCCGUGGGCCAGAUUAUUUUAAUGUGGGCCGCGAAUUCCUGAAAAUAAUAUACGUCAAUAAAGUACUUUAUAUCUUUUCUUACUAAAAGUAUUUUUUUACAUUUUGACAGAAUAAAAUACACAUAUUUUUCAACUUAAAUAUGAGACAAUAUUCAAACAAACAUUAUAUUAUCAUACUUUCCAAACCAUAUUUUUUUGUACUUUUUUUUUUUUAUAUCCGCCUGAUUUAUGAUUUCAAAGCUAUCAAUUCUUUUCACUGUAAAAAUGUCAAUAGACAUUAUGGUAAAAUGUUACGGUGGCCUUUACAUCAUAUUAGCAAAAUUCAGCUGCAAAUUUUUUACCGUAAUAUUUACGGUGUAUAACUAUAAAUUGAAAAACGUCACCACAUUUUUUUUUUUUGGUAUAAGACUGGCAGUUCAGUUGCCAGAAUGAAAAAAACAGUGUUACUGUUUUUUAAUUUGCAGUAAUAUGUUGUAAAAAAAAAUUAAAAAACACCGUAAAUGUUACAGCAAAAUUCUGGCGACUAAGCUGCCAGUUUCCAUAAAAAUGUGUUUUUUCCAUAUUUACAUAUGAUGUAAAAAAAACAAAAAAAACCGUAUAUUUUACAGUAAAAUUCUGGUACCUGAGUUGUCAGUUUUCGUACUGUGAAAUCUACAGCUUUUUUUUUAACGUAAAAAAUAUAAUAAAUCCAUGGUUUACCAUUUUGUGUGUGUGUGUGUCAUAUUACUGGAAAUAAUGAAAUGUUUAAAAUGCAUCUUUCCUUGACAUUGGUCCUUUCUGGAUUUAUUAUAAUCCAAAUGAUAAUUUUUAAUGGAUAUGAUCUUACCCUGAAGAUCCCUUUGGAACUCCAACAGUAUUAUUCUCAUAGUUAAAAUUGUUUGUUCAAAACAUAGUGCACUAAUGAAUUCAUGACGUCACCUGAGCUUUACCCAUCCUUCAUUAUUGCACAUAAUACCUAAUAAAAUAUAAACAUGCUGACAAAUGGUCGCGUAUGAUUAGGUGUUGUCCUUGAUUUGUAUAAUUGUUCCUCUUCACUCUUCAAAAAGCACAAACAAAGUAAAUGAUGUUGCUCUUCCAACCUGAAGUGUCAACUUUCCGUGUUUCAUUUAAACGCAGCGUGCUGCGUUCAAGGACAGCUGCUCGUGCACAGCUUAAUUGUUCUCCGAUUCAUUUGUCAUUUGCAUUCUAAACGUUUGGCUGCCACUUUUUCUGGAAGUCAGAAACAUGGAGGCAGGAUUUUGAUCAGUUUGUUAAGGGGCGACCAUGGACGUGGGAGCGUGUGGUUUGCGGUAUGAGCUGCUGGCGGAGCUGGGCGAGGGCGCCUAUGGCAAGGUGUACAAGGCCAGGGAGGUGGGCGAGGAAGGGCGCCUCCUGGCGGUGAAGAAGUUGAACAUCCGCGCAGACACCUGCGACGUCGGCAUCCCUCCCUUCAUGCUCCGAGAGGUGGCGCUGCUGCGCAAGAUGAAGUACUUCAACCACCCCAACGUGGUCGAACUGUUGGACGCGUCAGCCAUCAUGGAGGGCAGACACCUGGACCUCACUGUGGUGUUCGAGUACAUCGACCAAGACUUGGCUGCUUACCUGUCCAAAAACUCUGCUUCUGGACUUCCCAGGAACAACAUUAAGGAUGUGAUGCACCAGCUAAUGCAGGGUUUGGACUUCCUGGUAACCCACAUGGUUCUGCACCGCGAUCUGAAGCCAGAGAACAUCCUCAUCAGCAGCCGUGGAGAGGUCAAGAUCGCCGACUUCGGCCUGGCUCGCGUCUACAGCUUCAACGGGGCCCUCACGCCAGGUGUCGUCUCCUUGUGGUAUCGAGCUCCGGAGGUUCUGCUCAACUCGGUUUACAUGUUCUCCGUGGACGUGUGGAGCGCCGGCUGCAUCUUUGCUGAGCUCUUCCUGCUGAGACCGCUCUUCAAAGGUUUCAGUGAAAUGCAGCAGCUGAAAAAAAUCUUUGAGGUGAUUGGUUUGCCUGACGAGGAGGAGUGGCCCCAGGACAGUCCCGUGCCCUACUCGCCGUCCUGGGGGCCGAAAAGCCCGUCUCCCGAGCUGCUGCCCUCGCUGAGCCCCGACGAGUGCAACCUCCUUUUCGUGAGUUCCUUCCCCUGCAUGUCCGUCAAAACCAUCACGACGGUGCCAACAAAUGAAUUAAAGUCCGCAUUUGUCGACCCACAGAAAUGUUUGACUUUCACGCCCAGCAAACGCAUUUCAGCCGCCGAGGCCCUCACUCACUCUUUCUUCUCUAAGAACUGACACAGGCGACGCCUUCCACAGUCAGUCACACCUACACAAUCAAUGAGUGUCUUGUUCAAACAUCAUGAAAGGUUCCAAAAAUAUAUUAUAUUUUGUUAUUCACUCUUAAAAAAACACUGCCAGCACCUUAAAGUGGACACUUUUAUUUUAGAUAUAUUAUUUCCAUAACUAGCACUUGAUUUUGUGAAGAUUAUGGCUUCAAUACUGCUAGUUUUUUUUAUUUGCCUGGAAGAGUUGUCCAAUAUUUCGACAUUACCGUGUUAUCUAUUUUGUUAUGGAGUGUUUAAAAACACAGUAUUUGCACCUUAACACAUAUUCUACUUGCACAGUCUUUAUAUUGCGAGGAAGGUGGAUUUACGGUGUGCUCACUGUCAGCAAUGUUUGUGUGGAUAUUUUUCUACUGAUGUUCCACUGUUGACCAUGAGUCUUGCAUUUUAUUGCAAACUGUUUAUGGCGCGAUUCAUUAAAGCCGUUUCAUGGCUGA
Nerophis lumbriciformis (worm pipefish) is the source of this 3852-nucleotide messenger RNA. RefSeq names its product cyclin-dependent kinase 21 (gene cdk21). NCBI's taxonomy places the organism in Eukaryota, Metazoa, Chordata, Actinopteri, Syngnathiformes, Syngnathidae. The record is from RefSeq and is a predicted model, not a curated record. Gene Ontology annotation, biological process: protein phosphorylation; regulation of gene expression; regulation of G2/M transition of mitotic cell cycle. Gene Ontology annotation, cellular component: nucleus; cyclin-dependent protein kinase holoenzyme complex; cytoplasm. Gene Ontology annotation, molecular function: ATP binding; cyclin-dependent protein serine/threonine kinase activity; cyclin binding.